Molecule: messenger RNA, 597 nt
Organism: Thelazia callipaeda (thelaziosis nematode)
Lineage: Eukaryota; Metazoa; Nematoda; Chromadorea; Rhabditida; Thelaziidae
Source: the annotation of a GenBank genome assembly
AUGGCACCAUCGAACAAUAUUGCUGAUGAUAAGGACGAGCAUACAGUUCGGGAAAUAAAUGAAUUAUGCACUCGUUUCAGUAAGAGGCACAUUGAUGUGAAGUGCGUGGGUCGUUGUGAUAUGGGACUAGGUGAUGUUACUCAUCAUAACGUGGAGCAGUUAAGACGGCUUAAUCAAGCAGUUUUCCCGGUUGCUUAUAAUGAUAGGUUUUAUAAAGAUAUAGUGACAGCCGGGGAAUUAGCAAAAUUAGCAUAUUUCAAUGAUAUUGUUGUGGGUGCAGUAUGUUGUCGAAUUGAUGUGCAAGAUGGAAUUCGUCGACUUUACAUUAUGACUCUUGGCACUUUGGCACCUUACAGACGACUUGGAAUUGGAACAUUGUUGUUAAAACAUGUCUUUACCUUAUGUGAGAAAGACUCUGCAAUCGAUAAUAUAUAUCUUCACGUGCAGGUUUGCAAUGAAUCUGCGUUGGACUUUUACAAGCGAUUUGGUUUUGAAAUCGUUGGAACAGCAGAAAAGUACUAUAAAAGAAUCGAACCAGAUAGUGCAUAUAUUCUAAUGAAGAAAAUUGAUCGAGAAGUUCGUGAAUAUUUGUUAUAA